Dermacentor andersoni is the source of this 939-nucleotide messenger RNA. NCBI's taxonomy places the organism in Eukaryota, Metazoa, Arthropoda, Arachnida, Ixodida, Ixodidae. The record is from RefSeq and is a predicted model, not a curated record.
UGGUCUCCCUGCUGCUCUGUGUGUUCGCGGCCGUGAUGGUCGACAUAUUCAGCAAACAGAACGGGGGCCCUUCCGUCCAAGACAUGCUCUUCGCAAACUGGUGGAUGUAUUUCUCUAUUUUAUUCUACGAAGCUUCGCCACGGCCGCCGCGUGGUACGCCAUCCAGGAUCAUAUUCGCCAUGUGGUGGCUGACGGUGCUGGUGCUUAUGAACGCCUUUACGGGUCACAUGAAGGCCACAAUGAUGGUGCGACCCGAACCCGACCGCAUUGAUUCCAUGAAGGAGCUCGCCGAGCACGAGGACAUGAAGACCUUCAUAUGGGAGGGCACCGCCUAUGAAUCCCUGCUAAGGGGUUCUCGGAAUGUGCCGGAGUACCAAGCCGUGUGGGAGAUGGUCGCUCGCUGCAACGGCACGUUCGACACCAAGUCGCUCUACUCCAGAGCGAACCUCAUCGCUGUGCAGAAUGGGGACGCCGUCAUCGUCAGUGACGCUACCACGAUGCGCUUCCACGUGGCGGCCAGCUGUGGCGUGUUGAGACAGGGCACCUUCUACUUCUCGCGGGAGCAGUUCUUUCCGCACAAGUUUGCCGUGGCGCUCAACCGAAACGAAGAUCCAGCGUUCGUCGCCGUAGUUAACCAACGAAUCAGUUGGAUGAAGGAGAGCGGCCUGUUGGAUGCCUGGAUGGAAGAGGAGUACGGCGACUGGCAGAAGUGCGCCUCUGGCUCCGGUGAGGACACGUACAGCCCCCUGUCAAUGUUCGAGAUGCAGUCCAUCUUCUUCAUCUACCUCAUGUUCAGCGCUGCAUCAGCCAUUGGAUUCCUGCUCGAGCUGCUUGUCGGUGGUACAGCAGUUUCAGACUUCUACAUUAUGCAAACGGCAUGAAUCAGAUGCAGUAUUUGUUGUACAAACAAUAUUACUAGCGGCGAUUUUGCAUCGGGCA